Solanum dulcamara is the source of this 1074-nucleotide messenger RNA. Its product is annotated as GATA transcription factor 11-like. The record is from RefSeq and is a predicted model, not a curated record. Bases 85 to 900 code for a protein of 271 amino acids. The transcript has 3 exons. Lineage: Eukaryota; Viridiplantae; Streptophyta; Magnoliopsida; Solanales; Solanaceae. Gene Ontology annotation, molecular function: sequence-specific DNA binding; zinc ion binding. Gene Ontology annotation, biological process: regulation of DNA-templated transcription.
UCCAGAAAGUGCAGUGCAAUCAGCAAUGGAAUCCUCAAGGCGGACAUUUUUGGACAUGCAACCGAUUCAGCUUCCAAUUUUUUAAUGAAGAUUAAUAUGAUUCAACAAAAUGGUUUGAAUGGGAUUCCAAUGGGGCCUAUUGUUGAUGAAGAAUUUGAGACCAUACUGAAUGGUUUGGAUUUUUCUAUGGAAAGUUUGGAAGCCGACAGACUCGGUGAAGGUUUGGAUCUUUAUAUGGAAAGUUUGGAAGACGGACUCGGUGAAGAUUGGGAUGCUAGUGUAUACGGUCACUUAUUUGGGCCAAUUCCUUUGGAUGUGACUUUACCUUUGGCUAGCUGUUUGGAUGAUCGUAUGACCAAUGCUCCUAAAGAAUUUUCGGAGUCCCAAGAGAAUGUUGUAUUCCAGACACGAAGUCCAAUUUCUGUCCUCGAGAACAUCGACUCCUAUUCUGAUGGAAGUAGUGCAAUAUCCUUCAAAUUUCGAUCUAAAGGCCGCCGCUCCAAGCGUGCACGAUCGUCAACUUUGAAUCCAUGGCUUUUGAUGUCUCCCAUGGCUUGUACAACUUCUUCAUCCAAAAGGGGAAGGGAAAAGAAGAGAAAAUUAUCAGGUGCCAUGGCGUCUAAUUUAUUUAAAAGGUGCACACAUUGUGAAGUAACAAAGACACCACAAUGGAGGGAAGGACCAUUGGGUCCAAAUACCCUAUGCAAUGCCUGUGGAGUUCGUUAUCGUUCUGGACGCCUACUCCCAGAGUACCGACCUGCUGCUAGUCCCACAUUUAUUCCAUCUUUGCACUCAAACUCUCAUAGGAAAGUCAUAGAGAUGAGAAGAAAAACAGUUGAGGAGUCUCCUCAAUGUGACAGCCAAAACUUUGUUAGCUAUUUGUUUGAUACAUAUUGUUAAAGAGAUGACUAGUUUUAGUUAGGUGCUUAAUUUACUUCAUUGUUUUAUUUCUAUGGUAUUGUGUCAAGUCAGGUUAAAUGUUUGAUGUACAAAAAUGGGAUGUAGGAAGUUCUAGGUUAACAUAAUUAGUCAAAACCUGUUAGCUGUAGUUCUCUCAUGUAAAAUCUAAACUAG